AUGUCCAAAGAUCUGAUCGUUCGCUUGGAGACUUCAAACGACAAAUUAGCAGCCGUCGCUGCCCUCGAAACCCUAGCCCGAACAUGCAUCUCAGACUUGGUUCCUGCAACAUACUGCGUGGGGCAAGCCAUAACAGCCGAUGGUAGGGCUGUCGAGUUUUCAAUCUCCGCAUUCGUAACGGAAACUGAAACUCUGGAGUCUUUGUGGCCCUCGCUGGACGUAGUUCAGAAGAAGGUCAUACUAGAAGAGGUCAUCGCAGCGAUCAAAAAGCUUCAAGGUUCUGAAAUCUCACCAAAGGCUGAAGCACAUCGCGUCCCCCUAAUAUCCACAUGUCAACUGCUCACAGAUUUCGUUGCGCAGUACCAGCUCAAGAAGUUCGCCACUUCCUCCAUCGAGGAAAGCUCCGGUGGUGUGACAAUUACAUCUGCACUGCCCAAUAUCAAUCCCGUCUCAUUUUCCAACCAACAGUUGAAAGAGCUGGACAACACUGCAGUAUUUUGCCACAAUGACAUGGAGCCGCGCAACAUCCUCAUCCGCCGCACCACCUCCGGCUACAAAUUAGCCGCCAUCAUCGAUUGGGAAACAGCCAGCAUCGCGCCAUUCGCAUUCGAAACUGCAGCUAAAGAUACUCAUCUAGGCGCUUCCAACCAGUACUUCGACUGGUACUCCAUGUACAAGUCAGCCACGAAGUCUCUCAUUCCAGAUGGCCAUGUGGCGACGAAGUUGAUCUGCGCUGUCCAUUUGAUCGUUUCUUCGAGACAGCGCCAGCUGCUGAAAAAUGUCAGCGCGGAGAUUGAGCGGCGCUGGGUAGAGAUGGUGGAGUUGGAGAUGCAUGAGGAUGUUAGGGCUGGGAUGGUGAAGAAGGAGGGCGCGAAGGAGUGGAAGUAUGAUAAGGGGGAGCUUGUUGAGCUUGAGUUGCAAGUUCUCAAGGAUUUUGGUAGGAUCUGA
Molecule: messenger RNA, 948 nt
Organism: Parastagonospora nodorum SN15
Lineage: Eukaryota; Fungi; Ascomycota; Dothideomycetes; Pleosporales; Phaeosphaeriaceae
Exons: 1
Coding region: 1-948 (315 amino acids)
Source: RefSeq, a predicted model, not a curated record